UUUUUUUCUUUCAAAUUUCAAUGUCUUCGCCUGUCAGACAAAUUAAAUGUGUUGUUGUACUGUUGGGAAGACUUGUAUGCUUAUUUCGUAUACCACAGAUUCUUUUCCCAGAGAAUAUGUUCCAACCGUUUUUGACAAUUAUUCGGCUCCAAUAACUGUUGACGGCCAUUCUGUUAAUUUGGGGCUUUGGGACACGGCCGGACAGGAGGAUUAUGACAGAUUACGGCCUUUAAGUUAUCCUCAAACGGAUGUUUUUAUUCUCUGUUUUAGUGUAGUCUCUCCAGUUUCUUUUGAUAAUGUAAUAACUAAAUGGAUUCCUGAAAUUAGGCAAUAUUGUACUGAGUCGAUUCCUAUUGUUCUUGUUGGCACAAAAAUUGAUUUAAGAGAUGAUCCUGCAACUUUAAGAGCGCUACAAAAUGAAAAGAAAACAGUAAUUUCUCGGGCACAAUGCCAAAAAGUAGCUGCUAAAAUCAAAGCUCAUGCUUAUUGUGAAUGCAGUGCUUUAACCCAACAAGGCCUUCCCAGUGUAUUUGAAGAAGCUGUUCGUGCAGUAAUUACUCCAAGGCCAAAAAAGAGGCGAAGAUGUUCGGUUAUUUAA
Meloidogyne enterolobii is the source of this 598-nucleotide messenger RNA. The record is from the annotation of a GenBank genome assembly. NCBI's taxonomy places the organism in Eukaryota, Metazoa, Nematoda, Chromadorea, Rhabditida, Meloidogynidae.